Molecule: messenger RNA, 2038 nt
Organism: Cynoglossus semilaevis (tongue sole)
Lineage: Eukaryota; Metazoa; Chordata; Actinopteri; Pleuronectiformes; Cynoglossidae
Gene: cpe
Product: carboxypeptidase E
Exons: 9
Coding region: 169-1548 (459 amino acids)
Biological process (GO): peptide metabolic process; protein processing
Molecular function (GO): metallocarboxypeptidase activity; zinc ion binding
Source: RefSeq, a predicted model, not a curated record
UAACAAGGCGCUUGAGGGAGACAGUGAGUCUGUGCUCAGGUACAGUAGCGCAUCGCGGAGAGGAAGAGAGGGAGUGGUAUUUAUAGCCCAGAGCCAGGCUGCAGCAGAUAAGGCUGGGAGCCAAGUCGAAGGCAGACAGGAUUAGGGAGAGAAGCAGGACACGACAAAAUGAAGCAGUUGAUGUCGGUCGUUUUAUUAGGGGCCGCAGCGGUCGCCUUGGUCGGUGCUGUUGGAACAGAUAGCGGGAUCUCCUUUGAGUACCACCGCUAUGAAGAGAUGCGGAAAGCACUGGUGUCCGUGUGGCUGCAGUGUCCUACCAUCAGCCGCAUCUACACCAUCGGAGAGAGCUUUGAGGGCCGGGAGCUUCUGGUGCUGGAGAUGUCCGACAACCCCGGGACGCACGAGCCAGGUGAACCAGAAUUUAAGUACAUCGCCAACAUGCACGGCAACGAGGCGGUGGGCAGAGAGCUGCUGAUCUACCUGGCCCAGUACCUGUGUACUCAGUACCAGCAGGGCAAUGAGACCAUUAUGGACCUCAUCCACAACACUCGUAUCCACAUCAUGCCGUCCAUGAACCCCGACGGCUUUGAAAAAGCUGCUUCACAGGUAACCGAAGCCACUCCUGGGGAGAUCAAGGACUGGUUUGUGGGCCGCAGCAAUGCGCAGGGUGUGGAUCUGAACCGUAACUUCCCAGAUCUGGAUCGCAUUGUAUACAUCAAUGAGAGGGAGGGUGGAGCCAACAACCAUCUGCUGCAGAACAUGAAGAAGGCUGUGGAUGAAAACACCAAGCUGGCUCCGGAGACAAAGGCAGUGAUUCACUGGAUCAUGGACAUCCCGUUUGUCCUCUCAGCUAACCUGCAUGGAGGAGACGUGGUGGCCAACUACCCAUAUGACGAGACCCGCACUGGAUCCACCCAUGAAUACAGCGCCUGCCCAGAUAACGUGAUGUUCAAGUCUCUGGCCAGGGCCUACUCCAUGUACAACCCAGUCAUGUCUGACCCUCACCGACUCCCCUGCCGUAAGAAUGACGAUGACUCCAGCUUCACAGACGGCAUCACUAAUGGAGGAGCUUGGUACAGUGUACCAGGAGGAAUGCAGGACUUUAACUAUCUCAGCAGCAACUGCUUUGAGAUCACCUUGGAGCUGAGCUGUGAUAAGUUCCCCACCGAGGACACGCUCAAGAACUACUGGGACCAAAACCGCAAUUCUCUUAUCAGCUACAUUGAGCAGGUUCAUCGUGGCGUCAAAGGCUUUGUGCGUGACCUCCAGGGCAACCCCAUUUCCAAUGCAACCAUUUCAGUGGAGGGGAUUAACCAUGACAUCACAACAGCCAAAGAUGGAGAUUACUGGCGCCUGCUGGCUCCAGGAAACUACAAGGUUGCUGCAUCUGCUCCAGGAUAUCUGACUGUCAUCAAGAAGGUUGCUGUUCCUUACAGCCCCGCAACCAGGGUUGACUUUGAGCUGGAGUCUUUGAUGGAGAGGAAGGAGGAGGAGCGGGAGGAGUUGAUGGACUGGUGGAAGAUGAUGUCAGAGACGCUGAACUUUUGAAGUGUGUUCGGUUGAUAGUUAAAGCAUUCACACAUUGAAGUAAUAUGUUCAGCAUUCUGUGUGGACGUCCCCUCAAAAAAAGAAGAAAGAAUAUAUUCUCUUUUUUUGUUUAGUUUCUCUUUCAAUCAUUAUUUAAAUUAAAUAUAUUGUUAUUGAUGUAAUAAUAGCCUCAAACUCCUGCGUAUUCCUGUAAACUCUCUCUCACACACACACAUGCUAACAGUGGGAGUACACCGUAGGCUAGUGUAAGGAAAAUAAGGCUGAUGUUAAUUUCCGUGGCAUUGUCUUCUUUAUUGUAUUGUAAGAUGUGACUAAUAUUCAGACCCAUCUAUAUAACCAAUGACUAUAUGUGUAUAAAUUACAUGGCUCUGUUUGAAUAUCAUCACUUUCACUUUUUUUAAUUCUCUCUUUCUCCAAGCACACAACUGUUUCCCACCGUCUGACAAACACUUGUUUAAAUUUUAACAAACAAUGACUGUGGUUUUAAAAA